Salvelinus namaycush (lake trout) is the source of this 645-nucleotide messenger RNA. Its product is annotated as putative protein TPRXL. Lineage: Eukaryota; Metazoa; Chordata; Actinopteri; Salmoniformes; Salmonidae. The coding region runs from base 1 to 645 and encodes 214 amino acids. The record is from RefSeq and is a predicted model, not a curated record. The transcript has a single exon.
AUGGCUGCUCAGCACUCCCAGCAGUUCAGCACUCCCAGCAGCUCAGCUCUCCCAGCAGCUCAGCACUCCCAGCCGCUCAGCACUCCCAGCAGCUCAGCACUCCCAGCAGCUCAGCACUCCCAGCAGCUCAGCACUCCCAGCCGCUCAGCACUCCCAGCAGCUCAGCUCUCCCAGCAGCUCAGCACUCCCUGCCGCUCAACACUCCCAGCCGCUCAGCACUCCAAGCAGCUCAGCUCUCCCAGCCGCUCAGCACUCCCAGCAGGUCAGCACUCCCAGCCACUCAGCACUCCCAGCAGCUCAGCACUCCCAGCCGCUCAGCUCUCCCAGCAGGUCAGCUCUCCCAGCCGCUCAGCACUCCCAGCCGCUCAGCUCUCCCAGCAGGUCAGCACUCCCAGCAGCUCAGCUCUCCCAGCAGGUCAGCACUCCCAGCCGCUCAGCACUCCCAGCAGUUCAGCACUCCCAGCAGCUCAGCUCUCCCAGCAGGUCAGCACUCCCAGCAGCUUAGCUCUCCCAGCAGCUCAGCACUCCCAGCAGCUCAGCACUCCCAGCAGCUCAGCUCUCCCAGCAGCUCAGCUCUCCCAGCAGCUCAGCUCUCCCAGCAGCUCAGCUCUCCCAGCAGUGGCAGAUCUCAGGGUGGAGAGCUGA